GGUAAGCUUGCAUAAGAAUGUCUCGAUCCGGCCCGAUAAACAGGCGCGUUGCCACGUAUAAUUAUAAUCUUUAUUCUUUCUUCCAUCUGCUACUCCCUGUCGUCGAAUACGACGCGCCACAAUGGCCAACUACAGCUACGAUGAAGGCGGGAAUAUGGCCGCAUACUUUAUAAUCACCUUCCUCGCCUUGAUUCUCAUCCCUUUAACACUUUCCAUCUCUACUUCUCACAAGAAAACCUUAGAUGGAUGCCAAUGCAGUCUCUGUGGUGAACAACGCUUGCGCAUUGCCAAACGGGAAAAGGGCUCGAUAUUCACCCCUAGGUUUUCAGCCAAAACUAUAUUUAUCAUUGGUGGCUGGGCUGUCUUCGCAUUCCUUUCCUACAAAGUUGCGAACGCAAAGAUGGACAACAAAGUUUACGAUCCUUUCGAAAUUCUAGGAUUAUCGAUUUCAGCCACUGAGAAGGAAAUCAAGUCUCACUACAAAAAACUGUCAAAGAUCUAUCACCCGGACAAAGUCAAAGCCUCGGUCAAUCAAACAAUCGAGGAGAUUCAAAACAAAUUUGUCGACCUCACAAAAGCGUACAAGUCGCUUACCGACGAAAGUAUCCGAGAGAAUCUACGUAAAUACGGCAACCCCGAUGGUCCACAGCAGACUUCUGUGGGGAUUGCUUUACCCAAAUGGAUUGUAGAGAGUAAGAAUAACGUCUGGGUUCUGGGUGUUUAUGGUUUGAUAUUUGGUGGUGCAUUGCCGACUUUGGUCGGACGUUGGUGGUUCGGCUCUCGACAAAAAACCAAGGAUGGUGUCAAAACUAGUUCUGCUGCCGCGUUCUUCAAGUCGUUGAAAGAGGACUCCACGAUGGAUGAUGUUGUCGGAACUCUUGGCCAAGCAUACAAAUGGGAAUUCCGAUCAAAGACCAAGAUGGAGGAUGCUGCAGAACUCAACCGUCUAGAAAAGAAUAUCGCUCUGACUGCGCCAAAACAAUGGGAGACGCUGCGAACAGUUAUAGAUGCCGGGAAAAAUGCGAAUCAACGCAAAGCCACGAUACUGUUAUACGCACAUCUUCUACGGCUCAAUGUGGAAAAACCGAACCUGCAGAAAGAACAAACCCGAAUUCUCCUCCAGACGCCUGUACUCUUGAACGCCCUGUUGAAUAUCUCGAUUUCUCGCAACUGGUUGAUUCCAACUAUUUAUGUCAUGCGAUUACAUGCAUAUCUCGCCCAGGCGCUUCUUCCGCGCGCUUCGCCUGCCAAACAGGACAGAGUUUCGCAACUUCCGGGGAUUACGGGCGAGGAUACCUUGAAGGCGGAUGAUCUAGCUGGCGUGGUUGACGAGCUUGAACGAAAUGGUGAUAGCAGGGCUGAAGAUGUGAAGAAGGCAAUAGCACGAUGGGGUAGGCUUGAACUUGUAGAUGCUGCAUACAAAGUUAUCGGCGAACGCAUCGUAGUUCCAUCCUCCAUUGUCUAUCUCACGGUCAAGCUGCGACUUGUACCUCCUUCAUCGAGUUCGGCCGUGAUUGCGGAGAAAACCUCGAGUGUAGAGGAGGUCAAAAAGAGCAUUAAGGCUAACGACCAAAAGGAUGAGGAGUUUCUUAUGGGUCGUAAUGAUGCCGAGCCCAUAGAGGGUGAAGGUGCGUGGGCGCACGCUCCUUACUGGCCAGAAAAUCGGAAACCAGGCUGGUGGCUUAUCCUCGCAGAUGACAAGAAUUCUAGGGUGGUAGUCCCUCCGAUGAAGAUUACUAAUGUGCCCUUUUCCAAUCCUACCGCUGGCGAUAGAAAUUACAGGACGUACAAACUUCAGUUCCAGGCACCUCAAGCUCCCGGGAUGUACACUUGGAAAAUAUACCUUGUUAGCGACACGUUUGUGGGCGAGGAAGUUUCUAGGAAUAUGACUCUUAAAAUCGACGAUGUAUCUGCAUUGAAUGCGGACGAACAACCUUCAGAGGAUGAGAUAUCCGAUCCUGACGAGGACUCUCUUGCAGGGCAAAUGACUGCAAUGAGGGGCGGCAAAGUGAAGAAGGGUGCACCGCGGGACGAGGAGAGUGACGAGGAGAGUAGCACGGAUGAUGACCAAGAGAGUGGAGACGACAGCAGCAGCGAUAGCGAUUAGUGUCCAUCUGUGCGAGCACUUACUGUAUCAUACUUACUAAUGCCGGUUGCUGUUUAUUUAUGGGCUCGUUUCUGAGACUGGCUAGCUUCAAGGGACAUACAUAUGUCGCUCAAAGUUGGUAGGGGAUUGGGCAUGACUAACGGGCGAAAAACUUCGAAGGAACAAAGCAACAACCCAAAAAACUGACACUGUUAAACUGAUUAAAUUGUCCCUCUAUAAGGGAUACUUCGAUAGAGUCUGGGCACAUUUUUUCACUGAUCAUUCCUCCUAGAGGGCUUGGUCAUCAAGUUACAGUGCUUUGCGUUAUUCUUGAG
Molecule: messenger RNA, 2421 nt
Organism: Lentinula edodes (shiitake mushroom)
Lineage: Eukaryota; Fungi; Basidiomycota; Agaricomycetes; Agaricales; Omphalotaceae
Product: DnaJ-domain-containing protein
Exons: 11
Coding region: 122-2107 (661 amino acids)
Biological process (GO): post-translational protein targeting to endoplasmic reticulum membrane; SRP-dependent cotranslational protein targeting to membrane
Cellular component (GO): Sec62/Sec63 complex
Molecular function (GO): transmembrane protein transporter activity; RNA binding
Source: RefSeq, a predicted model, not a curated record